Molecule: messenger RNA, 2162 nt
Organism: Branchiostoma belcheri (Belcher's lancelet)
Lineage: Eukaryota; Metazoa; Chordata; Leptocardii; Amphioxiformes; Branchiostomatidae
Product: glucose-6-phosphate 1-dehydrogenase-like
Exons: 13
Coding region: 56-1834 (592 amino acids)
Biological process (GO): glucose metabolic process; pentose-phosphate shunt, oxidative branch
Cellular component (GO): cytosol
Molecular function (GO): glucose-6-phosphate dehydrogenase activity; NADP binding
Source: RefSeq, a predicted model, not a curated record
CGAAAGGUCUCUAAGUUGAAGAUUUGAUGAUUCACGCCUACCAUAGAGUGUGGGUAUGGGUACAGGAAGCAGCAAGGACAGACCCAGACAAUCAACUACGCCUAAGGGUGUAUUAAGAGUCAAACCAGCGGCUUCAAACACUGAUACUCAUCCAUAUUCUACACAGCCUGGGGUUGGAUCAAACCCAGAAACGGGAGAACCCUGCGCUCUUAAGGUACAGGGUACAGUACAUACAGGACAGGACAACAACAUGACUGCCAUCUCUAACGUCCAGAAGACUAAGGACCAACUCCUUAAAGGUGUCAGCAUCCUUAAGGAGACCCUGCACCAAGAAGAUGUUCCUCAUGUCUUCGUAGUCUUCGGGGCUUCGGGUGACUUGGCUAAAAAGAAAAUCUACCCUACACUGUGGUGGCUGUUCAAGGAUGGUUUGUUGCCGAAGCAGACUUACUUUGUUGGGUAUGCCAGGUCAGACCUGACUGUGGAGGGAGUCAGGGACAAGACUACUCAGUACAUGAAGCUCCAAGAUGAUGAGAAGGAGAAGUAUGAGGAGUUCUGGAAGGUGAACUGGUACGUGCGGGGUUCUUACACGGAGAGGACAGACUUCGAACACCUGAACCAGGAGAUCAACACCCUCCCUAAGGGUGACCUGGCUCACAGGCUGUUCUACCUAGCGCUGCCACCCACCGUCUUCAAAGAUGUGUCCUCCAACAUCCGGCUGUGCUGCAUGGGACAUGAUGGUCUCGAGGAGUCAGCUACCGUUAGUACUGGGUCUGGGGGCUGGUCGCGUAUCAUCGUGGAGAAGCCGUUUGGCCGUGACCUUGAGAGCUCGGCUGACCUUUCCCAGCACCUGUCCAAGCUGUUCCGGGAGGAUCAGAUCUACCGCAUCGACCACUACCUGGGCAAGGAGAUGGUCCAGAACCUCAUGGUUCUCAGGUUUGGGAACAAGAUGUUCAGUCCCCUGUGGAACCGUGACCAUGUACAGUGUGUCGUCAUCACCUUCAAGGAACCAUUCGGGACCAUGGGCAGGGGAGGGUACUUUGACGAGUCUGGAAUCAUCAGAGACGUGAUGCAGAACCACCUGAUGCAGAUCCUGUCUCUGGUUGCCAUGGAGAAACCUGCCUCCACCAGCGCAGAGGACAUCAGGGAUGAGAAGGUGAAGGUACUGAAGUGCAUGCCCCCCCUGGAGUUGGAGAAUGUGGUGGUGGGACAGUACACCGGGGAUCCCCAGGGGGAGGGGGAUGCCAAAAGCGGCUACCUGGAUGACCCCACCGUGCCCAAGGGGUCAGUCACCCCCACCUUCGCCUCGGCCGUGGUGUUUGUGAAGACAGAGAGAUGGGACGGAGUUCCCUUCAUCAUGAAGUGUGGGAAAGCUCUGAACGAGAGGAAGGCAGAAGUUCGUAUCCAGUUUAAGGACGUCCCUGGUGACAUCUUCGGCGGCCAGUGUAAGCGUAACGAGCUGGUGAUACGGGUGCAGCCGCAGGAGGCUGUGUACUGUAAGAUGAUGGUGAAGGCACCUGGCAUGAACAUCAACCCUGAGGAGUCAGAGCUGGACCUGUCCUACGGGGCAAGAUACAAGGGAGUGAAGAUGCCUGAUGCAUACGAACGACUCAUCCUGGAUGUGUUCUGUGGUGCACAACUCCACUUUGUCAGAAGUGAUGAACUUGGAGAGGCCUGGAGGAUUUUUACACCACUGCUGCAUAAACUAGAGAAGGAGAAGAUCAAGCCUGUUCCUUACAAGUAUGGCAGCCGAGGCCCACAGGAAUCUGACGACCUUGCCAGGAAGUUUGGCUUCAUUUUCUCAGGCACCUACAAGUGGACCAAGCCCCAGCUGUGAACAGAACAGAGGAAUCACCACCAAAUCAAACUUUAGACCACACCAGCUCGAUCUGUUGGUUCUCAGAUUUUUUCAGAAAAAAUAUGAAGCGACAUGGUGAAAAAAAAGAAAAACAGGCCUCACCAUCCUAAUGUAUGACAGCAACAAAUGCUAUAUAAGGAGCCAUGAAGUCAACACACCAGGCUAGUUUGUAAUUCAUUGAAACAAUGAAUUUGAAACUUUUGAUCAACUACUACAUGGUUAGAUGGAAAAACUGUAACAACGCUGAAGAGAAGAGAGUUCCUUCAACUGUUUGGGCCAAAAUAUUAGUAUUUGGAGUUGAUUCAGA